GCUUAGCUUUGUCAAUGUCACGAUGGUGCCAAUAUGGCGCUAUGUCUGAACGUUCACACUGAAAACAUAACAACAUGAUGAGCUUUCUAUGUCGUGAAGCUUACGUCUUGAAUGUCUUUAUGUUACUAGUGUGGACAAGGCCUUACAAGUGUUGUUGUUAUUUUCUUUAAUUUUAUUAUUUACUUUAAUACGGAUCAGGAGAGUUCAGUUUUCAGUUAAGGACAAUCCAAUUUUUGUUUAGAGUUAAGGUUUCUUUGUUCAUCCGGUUUUAUUAAUUUAUUUAAUUUUUUCAUAGUGUAAUAAUUAUUCAUAUUGAAGUUUCAAAUCCAUGCUGUAAAUUUUUAAAGAAAGUAUAAAGAUAUAAAAGUGAUUAUUUAAAUGAAAGGUAUAGUAAAUUUAUUUCCAAACUAAAUAUGUAUUACAAUGGCACAGGGUUGUAAAUAUUUAUUGCCUUAGAUUACAUUAAAGAAGAAAUACACCGAAAAAGUUAAUAAUAUGCUCAGCUCUUACGUCCCUUCUUUCACACGAGCUCUCAGAUUCCUGAAAAUUCGUUUUUUUCUGUUAUGUUUUUGUCUCAUUGGUGCUUUGUUUCUCAAAAAUUCAUCGAUGAAUUUUGUUUGUGGUCAUUUCAAACUCACGAUGUUUCUAAGUUGUUUGCCGUGCUGUGUAUUUUUUACUUAAAUAAUUUAUUAUCCAUCUUGAAAGUUGUGUGUUACUAUUUGUCUUGCCCAUUUCAGCCAAACAUGAGCUUUGUACAGAAAGCGUAGUAGCUCCUCCAGUAAGUGUUUGCAACAUUGAAAAACAAAUUUAAAAAAAGGAAUAUAAAGGAGAGAGAAACAUAGCAGCUACACCAGAAAAAAUCUGGCAAUCUGGAAAGCAAUCAGUAUUUAAUCCACCAUGCUCGUUUACAUCAUCGAUACGAUUUCUGUUCGCCAUUUUGAAUCAGUUCACUUUUCCCCAGUCUCACUCGGAUAGUGAAGAAGCGAUCCAGCCAUGGCACGCACACGUGUCUCAGAAGCAAAGCAAAUUACGACCAGGCUAGACUACUGGCUGCCUUAAACUCGUAGCCUUAGUUUUUAGCUGAACUCAAGACCAGCCAGACAUAACUUGAGGUCAGGUAUCAACUCAGACUCAAAGAUAUUUUCUUCCCAAUUUCAGCCAAUUGGUGGUUUGAAUUUAAGUGUGUAAACAAACUUACAUUCUGAAAUCCUUUUGCAUCCGCCUUUGUCGCGUUACAAGUCUGGUUUAUAAUAAUGAAUACACCUAAACAUUGAUGAACAAGUAAAUAUGUUCCAAUCUCGUUCCCAGGGUCUCUCUUCUUCCCCUUCCUCACCCCCAUCUAGGGCGUAUAGCUAUUGUUGUAGCUAUCUACACGAAACAUCUUGAUGUCGCCAGGUCACGUGGUACUUGACGCCUUGUCCGCACCAUUACAGAAGAAGACUUUCAUUCUUUCUCUGAGCUGGACGCCUACGACGUUAAAGAAUUCGAAAGAAAGUCCGGCUUUGCCUGACUGUUUAAGGAAAAUGACUGAGAUUUCGGCCGGGAUCAGCGAGCCACAGGCUUUAAGAAUUUCCGCUUUGGCGGAUAAGUGGGGCUCAUCGAAAGGUGGACUAUCUACUCUAAACAGGGAGAUGUGCAAAGGGCUGGCUCAACUGCGUAAUGUAUCGGUCAACUUGAUUGUGCCAGAAUACACUGAAGAGGAAAAGAAAGAAGCUUCAAAAUAUAAAGUUAACCUUACUAAGGUCGAAACAAUGCCUGGUGUUAGUCCUGUCCAUUCAUUAGCUUUUCCACCCAAAGAAUGUAAAUUCAACGUGGUAAUGGGUCAUGGACACAAGUUUGGACCGCCAGCACAAUUCAUAGCAAAGAAUCGGGGAUGCAAACGAGUGCACGUUGUGCACACCGCAAGUGAAGAACUCGCAAUGUUCAAGAAAGGUCAGCAGGAGACGAUCUCGGAAGGCGAAAAGAAGCACAAACUCGAGGUAGACCUGAGCAAGACUGCUGAUGUUAUUGUGGGUAUAGGACCAAAACUUACUGAGUCCAUUAAAAGCAGCCUUCGAUCACACAUGAAGGAAAAAGACGUGAUAAACCUUACGCCAGGCAUUUUUCCAGAGUUCUCCGAACUAGAGCAAGCCCCUGAAGAGAGAGAGAAGUUUUGCACAUUGGUAUUUGGUCGUGGUAACGAUGAAGAUUUUUACCUGAAAGGGCACGACAUUGCCGCUCGCGCUAUAGCAGGCUUAAACGACCCUUCUUAUCAUCUUGUGUUAGUUGGCGCACCAGAAGGAAAGCAAGAGGUAGUAGAAAAGAGCUUACUUGAAUGUGGAAUCUCCCCUAGGCAGCUGACAGUGCGCAGUUAUCGAGAAAGCCGUGAAAGUCUGGCCGACCUCUUCAGUGAAGCUGAUCUGGCCAUAAUGCCAUCACGAACAGAAGGGUUCGGCCUUGCAGCUCUCGAAGCCCUCUCUGCCGGGCUUCCAAUCCUGGUGAGUGGUAACAGUGGAUUUGGACAAGCUCUAGAAAAGAUUCCUUCUGGUAUGUCUUUUGUGGUGGAAUCCGACGAACCCAAUGAAUGGGGAAGAGCCAUCAAGCAGGCCAGAAAGAAAUCAAGGGACGUACGUCUGAAGGGAGCUGGCGUUCUGCGAGAUUUCUAUGAUCAGGAGUACAAAUGGCAGGAGCAGUGCCAAACACUUGCGGAUAAACUACGCUAGUGUAAAUGAUCUACUAGAUACUGAACUAAAAACACUUAACAUUACGAAAGUUCAUAACAUUUUGGAGCGUUUCUUCAUAUAUCAAGGGAAACCAACUUUGUCAUUAGUACUGCUUGAAACUUUUGUUCAAAUAAUUGUUAGAAGGCUUCUUCAAUAGACAGUAGAAAUAGAUGAAAAUCUUCAUCUUUCUGUUUUCGGUUGAAGUGUUAUAACUUCAGAAACAAUUUGAUUUUUAGUUUAGAUCCAUUUUGAUAUAUUUCAGUCAAAUCUGU
This is a messenger RNA of Pocillopora damicornis (cauliflower coral), 2974 nucleotides long. RefSeq lists its product as uncharacterized. NCBI's taxonomy places the organism in Eukaryota, Metazoa, Cnidaria, Anthozoa, Scleractinia, Pocilloporidae. The record is from RefSeq and is a predicted model, not a curated record.